UAUACAAAUUGAUGUAGAUACCAGACGGUUAGCAAGAUAGCUAAAACACGUGCUUCAAAUUUUGCACUUGUAAAGUUGUAAUGUAACGUUGUCAAUUGUUGACAGGAAAUUCACGUAAAAUUGGAGUCGGUGUUUGUGUUAAAAGUGUUCUAAAAUUUUUAAAAGGUAAUGGAGCGAGAAGUGGUUAAAUUACAGUCUCUUCUCAAGGGGCUAUCAGAUCAAGUGUCGAGUGUAUCUAGCAGUAUACAAUCGUUGCUGAAGAAAGUGGAGGAUGGCGAGGUGUCUACCUCCAAAGGAGUCAGUUUCUUAGAGGUCAAAUACCAUCUCCUGCUUAGUUACUUGAUGAAUCUGACAUAUGUCAUGCUUCAAAAGACCGAGGGGCGGAAACUGAGCGGUUGUCCGGCGAUCGAGAGACUGGUUGAGAUUCGGACAGUCCUUGAGAGAAUGCGACCCAUUGACCAGAAGCUACAGUACCAGGUGGAUAAGCUAAUCAAGACGGCAGCUACCGGGGCUGUCGCAGAGAACGAUCCACUCAGAUACAAGCCAAACCCUGCCAACCUCCGGAGUAAGCUGGAUGAUGAGGAGGAAGGUGAAGACGAAAGCAGUGAUGAGGAGGAAGAUGAUGCCAAGCCCAAGAAAUACGUCCCACCGAAGGUAGUUGCCAUGCACUAUGAUGGUGAUGAGACAAUGAAGCAGCGGCAAGAGAAGCAACUGGAGAAAGCCAAGAAGAGAGCCCUGAGCAGCGCCCUCAUGCAGGAACUCAAAGGAGAGUACUUUGAUGGUCCUGAAGAAGUUCGGGAAAGUGUCAGCCUACACAGACUGAAUGAGGAUAAAGAAGCAAGACAUAAGACAGAAUUUGAAGAGGACUAUUUCGUUCGUCUGCCUGUGACCAAAAAGGAGAAGCAAGCGCAGAGGAGACUGGCAACAACGUCCAGUCUGAAGUCAUUGACCCGCUUUGAUGACAUCAGUGCCCUGGAUCAAACGCAUGAGGACAUGCCUGUCAGGAAAAAGAGGAAGCUUCCAAGCAAGUUGCGGAAAAAGCUACAGAAGAGCGCUUCAAAGAAGAGAAAGAGGAAGUAUUGAGUUGACUGCCGUGUCGUCAACAGGUAGCUAAUUAGAGAUACAUCGAGCAUGCAUGUUGGAGGACAAAACCUCAAACAGCUUGGAAUGGAUUCUUCUCAGGGAAGACAUCUUAAAGAGUUCUUCAAGUAUUUUUUUUUUGAUAUUCAUGACAUGUUUUAACAUCUAUUUGUCGUGCUAUUUGUGAAUCUUGGAAAAGAAUUGAUUUUAGUAAGAAAACCAGUCCCCCAACUUAAUUUUGGUAUGUCAUAAUAAGGUCAUAGACAUGAUAACUCUCUAAUACAUUUACAUAUAUAAUAAAUAGAAUCAAUUUUUACAAAAGGAGUCAGUAAAAAAAGGACACAUUUUUUUACCAACUUGUUUGUGGAAAAUUGACAUUUUUCAAGAAUUUGGUCGGAAUUCAUAAAUAUGGUGUCAAAACAUGCACAAGGCAACAGCUAAAACUUAUCAAGGCUUGGCGAAGAACAAUUUUGAUAAUGAUAUGAAAAAUUGAGGGCACAUAGCCCCCACCUCCAGCUUUAAAUAUGCCUCUAUAAACAGUAGUUGCUUCAUUUUCUGGCUAGUGGGACAAAUUCUAUACUGCCUGUGACUUUAAUUUCCCCCCCCCUAAAAAAGAUUUUGCCUCUUUGUACAAAUAACAUGCUCCAACCAAUCAGAAUCUGUUGGUCAUGGUGCAACCGCGUUUCCAUGGCCUCGAUCUUGCUGCGCUGUGUUGGUUCCCAUUAUGCCUUGUGCGAUCUCGUAUCUGGAAUUGUAUCAAUAUGCAUACAUUAUAAGUUGAUGGCCUUUAACCUUGAAUACAUUAUGAGUGUUCUAUAGUUCCAUGAAAAGACAAUGAAUAGUCUUCGUGAAGGUUCGUGAUUAACCUCCUGAUAAUAACUCUUUGUGGAGUAACCCUUGCGGGAGAGUGCUGCUGGGGUGCCAGUCCAGUCCAAGGCGUCUUGUAGAGUUGUGACUGACGGGGUGUUCUUAUAGCCCACAAACUUACCCUACAUUUAAAUGAUAUCCAACUUCCAGUGUUUGGACAUCUUCUUACAUAUUUCUGCCAUUGUGGGCCGCCUUCUGAAAUCAACGUUUUGACAUUUUGCGCCAACACGUCACAGUCGUCGGAUUCCUGACGCCUUUCCGAUCUAAACAAGCAGGUCUCCCAGUGCAUAGACUUCGGCAGGCUUGUUAAAGGGCAAGUCCCCCUCCAUAACUUCUGGAGCCAUCUGGGGACACUCCAGGUACAUCUGAUCGAUUAGAUGCUCUGGGAUACGGAGCCAGGGACCUGCCACUUCAAGACAUGCAUUGCCAAGAUCAAUAAUCUUGGCAAACGGUCACGUCUUCUUGCCAUCAUUUGCAUCAAACAGAAGGAUGUUGUCCACUUUGAUACCACAGUGCACAUAAUCGCCGUUAUGCAAUUCGCAG
Molecule: messenger RNA, 2490 nt
Organism: Patiria miniata (bat star)
Lineage: Eukaryota; Metazoa; Echinodermata; Asteroidea; Valvatida; Asterinidae
Gene: ngdn
Product: neuroguidin-like
Exons: 12
Coding region: 169-1083 (304 amino acids)
Biological process (GO): maturation of SSU-rRNA from tricistronic rRNA transcript (SSU-rRNA, 5.8S rRNA, LSU-rRNA)
Cellular component (GO): nucleolus; small-subunit processome
Source: RefSeq, a predicted model, not a curated record